Molecule: messenger RNA, 1277 nt
Organism: Corythoichthys intestinalis (scribbled pipefish)
Lineage: Eukaryota; Metazoa; Chordata; Actinopteri; Syngnathiformes; Syngnathidae
Gene: slc35d4
Product: transmembrane protein 241
Exons: 15
Coding region: 140-1030 (296 amino acids)
Cellular component (GO): Golgi apparatus
Molecular function (GO): GDP-fucose transmembrane transporter activity; antiporter activity
Source: RefSeq, a predicted model, not a curated record
UUGACGUGUCAGUCAGUUAAGUCAGUCCAGUGACAGAAGUUUCGUAUUGCGACAUAAUAGUACUGUAGUCGAAAACAUGCUAAUAAUAUUAUUGGAUUAGUGUUUGCGCAGAAGUCAUGCUGCGUUUUAGCAAGUCGAAAUGCAGUGGAAUAGGAAUUUCUGCGGGCUCGCCUUUAGCUUCUUUUUUGUUGUAUCGUAUUUCACGAAUAAGUUUGUCCUGUCGGUGAUGAAAUUCACCUAUCCGACCUUAUUCCAAGGAUGGCAGACAUUUAUCGGCGCGCUAUUGCUCCUGCUUUCUGGAAAGCUGGGUUGGGUGGAAAUGAGCCGCAUCUCCAGAUCAGCUGCCUUUGCCUGGCUUCCAGGCUCCCUCCUGUUUGUCGGGAACAUUUAUGCAGGCUCCAGAGCACUAUCACUUCUCGAAAUUCCUUUCUUUUUCACUCUACAGAAUUCAUCGCAUGUUGUGAGCUAUGCCAUCUCAAAGGCUGUUCAUAGGGAGAAAAUUGAGUGGGUGAAAUUCAUCAGCAUUUGUCUCAUGCUGAUUUCAGCCAUCAAACUUCCUGCCUAUGAUCCCCAGUUUGACUUCACCGGUUACAUGUGGGCCAUUGCUCAUCUAUUCUGUGUUGGGGCAUACCGAGUGUUUCAAGUCCACUAUAAAUCCAGUAAUUUGAGCGACAUUGAACAACAAUGCGUUAACUACUUGUUCAGCGUUCUGCUUCUCGGAAUGGCUGCUCAUCCAUCAGGUGACCUCACAAGUGCCUUGGAGUUCCCUUCGCUUCAGUCGUACUACUUCCGCGGGGGCUGCUGUGCCAGUGCCUUACUGGGCUUUUUGCUGCUUUUGGCCACAGUCAAACUAAAAAGUGGAUUAUCCCUUCAGCACUUUGCAGUGUGGAUUUUUAUGUCCAAGGUCACUGCCAUGUUCCUGUCACCUCUUAUUUUCUAUAUGGACAUGAACACGCCGUCGAUGAUAUGUAUGGGAGUCAGUCACGUGAGCGAGGCUGUGCUGGUAUAUUCUGAGAGAGAAACACAGUGAUGUCAACACUUCAGGACGGCCUAAAAACCUGCACUUCCCGAACAAAAGUUCUUCAUAUAUGCUGUAUUUGUAUAUUUGUACUACCUUAUUGUUGCUCUGAUACACGACAGACCAAAUAAAAUAUUUGUUUACAUAUCUAUUUUGUAACUUGGAUGAGAGUAUGGGAUGAAAGCCAUUUUUGUAAGCCUUAUUGUACACCAAAAGCAAAAAUGUCAAAUUAAAAAAUAAUAAAUCUGCAUUUGUAACA